UGUUACUUUAAUUUUACCAGAAAAAUGGUAAAGGAAAAAAACAUUUCUUUUGAUCAGAUCUACUCACUGUUAAAAUAAAUGACUCAACUUCGAAGUCUAUUGCUUGUUGUCAUAGAAAGCUCAAUUUGAAGAGGGACAUUUGGACAAUUACGUCAUUUUUUAUCAUCGUUACUCGCAUUAUGCAGUGCAAACAGUAAGAUCAUUGUCUUAAAUCGUCACGAAAUGCAAGAGGAUUUGUCGUUCGUAAAGAAUCAAAAUUGAUGGACUAGAAUCCAUAUCGAGCAUUGAGGUAUGAGGAUGCAGAGACAGAAUACAUUUUGAUUGGACAGCCAGACAAUGAUAAACCUCGCAGAAGAAUAACGACUAGAAUGAAAUACAUAUACCAUGGAUUUGUUUAUUACAACAACAAUGUUCAUGGCAAUCCACCAUUACGUUACUUAGGGUGCGCCGAGCACAAGAAGAACGGCUGUAGAGGCAGAGCGACGAUCCCGGUGAACGGAACCGUCGAGCAGUUGAAGGUGACCAAACCUCACAACCAUCCUCCAGAUCAGAUGGCCGAGGAGAAAGAGUCGUUUUUGAAAGAGCUGAAGAAGGCGGUGAGGUCGGACGCUAUGGAAGGCGCUACCUUGAAGAGGGUCUACGAGGGCGUUUCUGAAGCGUUUCCCACGGUUGCGUUUGAGAUUCCAUUCAAAUCCAUCAGUUCAUCGCUGCAUAGAUGGCGAAAAAAUCCAUGGAUGUAAAACUAAAAGAUUCAUAAUUAUAUAUUAUAUAAUUUUCAAGUUAUGUAAUAAUGGAAAAAGCUGUAUAUUACACAUAAUAUUCGGUAAUAAUAUCAGAACGAACGAAUUGAUGAAUCAGUUGUUAAGUGUACGAUGUAUUGUAAUAAUAUGCUAUAUUGAUUACGCAGUAAAGAAUUACGAGAAAGAAGA
Messenger RNA from Acanthoscelides obtectus, 929 nucleotides. The record is from the annotation of a GenBank genome assembly. Lineage: Eukaryota; Metazoa; Arthropoda; Insecta; Coleoptera; Chrysomelidae.